CACAGAUACAAACGGACUUCAGGUCUUCUGUCUACCUGCACAUAAACGAGAAUGAAAGAUUGAUAACGCUGCAAUACUCCAUCGCCGACAAGCUCGGCAAUCGGCAAAUUCCGUCCACCAGUAGGUUACUCGUCAAGACCCCAAAGUCCCGCGCCGUCUCAAACAUUGCUAAGUCUCCUCCGUGAACAAACUCCAGCAAUGGCCUUGGGUGGACUUCGUGAAGCAAUCAAUCUCGUCUGGAUAAUAAUACCGACGCUGGGGCCUAUUCCGUUUUAUCUCGGACUUCCAACGAUCCUCAACAGGUGAUGGUGACCUACCAUGGUUUCCAAUGGUGGCAAGCACCUAUCUUGUUGAUUGCGACUCACCCCGGAUAAAGAAUAGCGGAGGAAGCUCGACACCCACCGAUUCAUCUCAGGAUACCGGUUCAAGUGAGCGCGAACACUGUGGAAACAACGCUCAGAAAGACGACCCAAGAAGAAAUAACCGUGCUGCUGGAGAAUCUCGUGAUCACGAGGAUGAUGAUUCACAACCAGAAGAUGGCUCGAGCGGUGGAUACCAGCAGCUGGAUACCAACCCAAGGGUUGAGUUGUCCCUUCCACAAGCGCAAUCCAUUUGGGUUCAAUGCCAUCCAGUACCCUCGUUGCGCGACAAAUCGAUGGAUGACGAUGGAUUUCCGAAACGACACGUCAAGUCUGAAAACCGCAGUAAAGAACCGGGCCGGCCCGUGGCUCACAUGCGUCAGCGAUGUCGGGCAGGGUUCGAUUCGAAGGAAAUUUGUACAGUUCAAGUGCAAAAACACCUACACUGUGGCUACAAGACGCCGAACCCACCAAACUUGGAUCCGGAGCAUGGGAUCGCUGCGAGCAUAGAAGUGAAGCUGAUUUCAUCUCGAUGGUCAAAGAAUCAAAAUCGAUACGUGGGACGCGUUGUGGCCGACUUUCCCCCCACAAGACGAGAAUGUUCCCUGCUCAGGUGAGAGCUUGAUGCACUUGGGCGCGCUCCCUUUCAUAUCUCCGUCUCCAUAACGGCAUAUAUGCUUUGGAAUUAUAUGACUGUGAAUGCUAAUUAGACCGUCCAAACCCAGACCCAGAAACCCGUCAGCAUUGCCCAGACCUGAAGAUCGUUUACAUGCCACCCAACAUC
Messenger RNA from Pseudomassariella vexata, 1143 nucleotides. RefSeq lists its product as uncharacterized. The transcript has 2 exons. Lineage: Eukaryota; Fungi; Ascomycota; Sordariomycetes; Amphisphaeriales; Pseudomassariaceae. Bases 329 to 976 code for a protein of 215 amino acids. The record is from RefSeq and is a predicted model, not a curated record.